AUCUGCAAAAGAUAAUCAUCAAGAAACACAUGCACUGCCAAGUUAUAUGAUAUCAGAACAUAUAUAGGCAACAGAAAGAUGGCAGGUUUCAAGUUCCAACUGGUUCAUUUCAUUGAGUUUAAAUUUUUUAAUAUUUGAUUCGAUUUUUGAGAAAUACUAAACUUUUGAUGUUCGAUUCGGUUUGGUUCGAACCGAAUCCACACCUUUAGUUUUAGUUGGCAAGAAUACACCAUCAUAAAACACAUGUUCUACCAACUUAUACAAGAUCAGAACAGAUACAGUUGAAGAGAAAACAUAGAAGUUUCACGUUUCGAGUAGAACAUGUUACCAGAAGAUUGUGUAUCUACGAUUCUUUCCUUCACUUCUCCGGUUGAUGUGUGCAGAUCAUCAUUAGUAUCAUCCACCUUUCGGUCAGCUAUGGAGUCUGAUAUUGUCUGGGAAAGAUUUCUGCCAUCAGACUAUCUUGACAUUCUCUCAAGAUUGGUCACACCCUUCAUUUUCUCUUCAAGGAAAGAGCUUUUUCUGCAUCUAUCCGACCCUGUUCUCAUUGAUGGUGGUAAAACAGGCUUCAAAUUGGAGAAAUCAUCUGGCAAGAAAUCUUAUAUACUGUCUGCAAGAGAGCUUUCCAUCACGUGGAGUGAUGUUCCGACGUACUGGUGCUGGGUACCUAAGACUGAAUCAAGAUUUUCAGAGGUCGCUGUACUCAGAACAACAAGUUGGUUAGAAAUCAGAGGGAAAAUUAGAACUCAAAAGCUAUCACCUAACACAAGAUAUGGAGCCUAUCUUAUAAUGAAAAUCUCCAAUAACGCGUAUGGGCUUGAUUCAAUUCCCUCAGAAAUAACAGUUGAGGUUGGGAACACAGUAUCAUCCGGCAGUACUUAUCUACAUAACCAACAAAACAAGGUACAGUCACCAUCAUGCCUAGAUAAUAUAGAAGACAUGCAAAUGCCAGAAACAAAUCUGAAAAUGCAAGUAAAAAUGCCAAGAGAAAGGGAUGACACAUGGAGUGAAAUUGAGCUAGGGGAGUUCUUCAGUGGUGAAGGGGACGAAGAGGUGAAGAUGAGUUUGAUAGAGGUGAAGGGUUGCCAACUAAAAGGAGGGCUAGUAAUUGAAGGCAUUGAGAUAAGACCCAAAUAGUAACGGAACUUAACUCGCUAAAGUUUCACUCUUGCUUUAAAAUUUUAUUGUAGUGCCGCAGAGAUUGGCACAAAGAGAUUUUAUCAUUACAUUAUUGGACACAGAGUUGAACUUUUCAUACCAGCAGUACAGUUGAAUUUUUCGAAUCUUAUUAAAAAGAUUUAUCUGAACAA
This is a messenger RNA of Mercurialis annua (annual mercury), 1310 nucleotides long. Its product is annotated as F-box protein PP2-B15-like. Gene Ontology annotation, molecular function: protein binding. NCBI's taxonomy places the organism in Eukaryota, Viridiplantae, Streptophyta, Magnoliopsida, Malpighiales, Euphorbiaceae. Bases 322 to 1137 code for a protein of 271 amino acids. The transcript is spliced from 3 exons. The record is from RefSeq and is a predicted model, not a curated record.